ACAAAAAUUGCGAUCGAGUAACACCGCUCUUUUUCGGAUUUUUAAUGUCAACUAAAAAAAAUGAGAAACGAGUUUAGACACAAAAAAAAUCUGUGUUACAGCUUAAAGUGAAAAUAGAAAUGCUUAAUUGUUGGAGAGUCAUUUGCAUCCACACCAUGCUCAAUCAAUAUCAACGAAUCAACUGUACGAUAAAAAAAUCCGAAGAUAAAAUAAGUUCGUCCAUAGCUUCAACUUCACUGUCUGCGAAAGUUGUUCGUGAUCCUCUAUAUAGAAAAAAUGGAAGUGGCGUUGUCAUUAUGGAUCGAAGACCGCAACCAAAAAAGGGUCCCCCUGAGUGGUCCAAUGGUCCGAGAGAAGGCAAAGCGUCUUUAUGCUCAUUUUAAAGAACCUGAUGGUAGUUGUAGUGGUAAAUGUACAGAUGGAGGAUUUCAAGCAUCGAGAGACACUGCUGCAGACACAAACCUGAGCAAGUUUUUAAUGCAGACGAAACUGCACUGUUUUGGAAGAGAGUGCCAAACAAAACAUUCAUUUCUAAAAGCGAAGGAUAGAGUUACACUGGUGCUAUGCUCUAAUGCAUCAGGAGAUUGUGUUAUUAAGCCACUGAUGCUUUACAGAUCGUUUAAUCCUCGGGCUUUACAAAAUCAGAAUAAAGACAACCCGGCAGUGUUUUGGCGUGCUAAUAAGAAAGCGUGAGUUACAAGUGCUAUUUUUUAUGAUUAGUCACGGAAUGGUUUUGUUUCUGAAUCGCAAGAUGAAAAUUUGACUGAAACCGACUUGGAGGAAAUGUUACAGCCCAUUGAAGAAGAAGCUUCAACAAGCACUGGAAACGUGACAUUUAAGUUGAAAAAUCUUAGUGGAAGUUUAAGAAUGGCAAAUGAGCUUCGCGAUUUCUUUAUG
Molecule: messenger RNA, 897 nt
Organism: Glossina fuscipes
Lineage: Eukaryota; Metazoa; Arthropoda; Insecta; Diptera; Glossinidae
Product: tigger transposable element-derived protein 1-like
Exons: 2
Coding region: 277-693 (138 amino acids)
Molecular function (GO): nucleic acid binding
Source: RefSeq, a predicted model, not a curated record